AUGGCUGAAGGAGCGGAACUGGAUUUGUAUGCCGAUGAUAUUGGCGAUGAGUUUUCACAAGAGGUAGAGUACACUGAAUCAGACCUGUACGAUGAUGUAAUCACUGCAAGUUCCAAGUCUCGUACCACGGGCAACAACAAUGCCGGUAAUGGCGCGAGUAUUAAUUCAAUCAAGCUUGAAGAAGCCGCUCCAACUACGCCUUCACUUUACAAUGGAAGUGCUGCCCAAAACCAGCAGUCGAACCAUUCAAAUUCCAGCUCAAACUUGCUUCAGAGUCACACCAGCUCGAGCAGCAGUGAGAUCAGCUCGAUGAACUCUAGCAAGAAACCAUGCAUCUACGUCGGAAACCUCACUUGGUGGACUACCGAUGAAGACGUGACUAAAGCUCUCAAUAGUGUUGGUGUGAAUGACGUUGUUGAGAUAAAGUUUUUCGAAAACCGAGCCAAUGGUCAGUCAAAAGGCUUUUGUGUCGUAACUUUGUCAUUGGAUUCAUCGAUUCGAGUUGCUCUUGAAAAGCUGCCUAAAAUUGAACUUUACGGCCAAGCCAUCGCUGUGACCAUGUGUAAUCGACAGAACUUAAAUCACUUUGAAAUGAAGUCUCGCAAACCUGGACAGAAUGGACAAAGCAACAGCGGCGGAAGCAACAACAACGGUAAUAACAACAGCAGCGGCGGAGGCGGCAGUAUCGGCAACUCGAACUACAAUAAUCAGAACAGUAUGGGCAGCAACCGAAACUAUGGAAACCCGUCAAAUCAAGGCAUGAUGCUGAGCACUGGAAGCAAUCGCCCUCCACUCUUGCCGGGUCGGCCAGGCACUGGUCUGACCGGCCGGCCAACCAAUGGCCCUCUGCUGAACAGUCAGCCUAGACUUCCUCAACUACCGCCACACCAACAGUUAGGCUUUGGAGGAGCAAAUCCACAGUGGACUCAGCUAAUCCAACAAAAUGGACCACGCAAUAAUCAGUUGCACGGUUCAGGUCCGAGUCUAAAUCCUAUGCUGCGAAUGCCUCAAGUCGGUUUGGGCAGUGUCGGCCAACAUGCGUUGAAUGUGAACGCACUUUUUGGCUCCCAGCAAAGUCUGGUGAAUCCUGGAGAUCAGUUUGGCAACAGAUUUGGUGGAAUGAACCCAUUCGGGGGUGGUCACCCAGGAAAUGAUGGCUUUGGCCGACAAGUACUAGACAUGGGCAUGCCUCCAAUGACUGACGCAGAGUUUGAAGAAAUUCUCGCUAAGAACAAAACACUCGCCACCAACGCCGUAUCUCGCGCAGUAUCUGACGCUACUUCUGGUGACUAUCAUGCUGCGUGCGACACACUGGCAACUGCCAUUUCGCUGAUUUCUCAGUCGCGCGUUGGAAAGGAUGAACGCUGUCAGCUUGUGCUUGCCUCUCUCAAAGAUACCCUUCAAGGCCUCGAAUCGAAGCUGACCCACGGUAGCGGAGGCGGUGGGGAACGAUCUCGAGACCGUGGCAGCUCACGACGGGAGAAAUCUCGUAGAGAACGCUCCCGCAGCCGAGAACGCGAGUACCGCGAGCGGGAGCGCUCUCGUGAUCGUGAGCGACACUACGAAGACCGUUACCGAAAAGAGGACCGCGAUCGGGACCGACAUUCAGAAAGAGAUUCUCGUCGUAAUCGACAUUAA
Molecule: messenger RNA, 1638 nt
Organism: Rhagoletis zephyria (snowberry fruit fly)
Lineage: Eukaryota; Metazoa; Arthropoda; Insecta; Diptera; Tephritidae
Source: RefSeq, a predicted model, not a curated record